Messenger RNA from Caenorhabditis elegans, 365 nucleotides. It is a transcript of the gene spp-17, whose product is annotated as Saposin B-type domain-containing protein. Lineage: Eukaryota; Metazoa; Nematoda; Chromadorea; Rhabditida; Rhabditidae. Bases 6 to 320 code for a protein of 104 amino acids. The transcript is spliced from 2 exons. The record is from RefSeq and is marked reviewed.
GUAAAAUGUUCGUCCGCACCGCCGUCGUCCUUCUGCUCGUCGCCUCCACCGCCUACACAUUUGUAGCCCCACCAUCACAAGCCACUCUGGCCUGUAUCACAUGUGUGGCUACUGUCAAAGGAGUUGAAGCAAAGAUGCUCCACGAAGGUGGAAACGUGGCGAAGCAUGACGUGGAUGCAAUCUGCUUGAAGGAGGUCCCAACGCACUCUGCUGAGCACUUAUGUGAGGAGUACGGAGAGCACGAAGUUGAUGUGAUGGUCACAUUGAUCAAGCAAGACGUCCCACCGAAAAUGAUCUGCCAGGAAUUGCAAAAAUGCUAAUUUUGAAUGAAAUUUCUGGUUUUUACAAUAAAAAAUUUUUUACUU